Molecule: messenger RNA, 1254 nt
Organism: Salvelinus sp. IW2-2015
Lineage: Eukaryota; Metazoa; Chordata; Actinopteri; Salmoniformes; Salmonidae
Source: RefSeq, a predicted model, not a curated record
AAUCAACAGAUCAGUACAACCACACUAAAAUAGUAGAGAUGGAACAAGGGACAGGAGGGACUCUGAAKAUUCUGUUCCUGUUGACACUCUGUCUGCAAGACUUCACUGGUCAAUGCCAAGUUUCAGGGCAUCCUUCUAACCUGAGGAUAGUUCUGGUGGGGAAGACUGGAUCAGGGAAGAGUACAACAGGAAACACAAUCCUGGGUAAAAAGGUGUUUAAAGUGGAGGYUUCUCCAGAGUCUGUGACUGCACAGWSUGAGAAACAGAGUGGAGUGGUGAAUGGGAGGAAGAUUGAUGUCAUCGACACCCCGGGGCUCUAUGACACAACAAUGUCUCAAGAAGAGAUGAAAAGUGAAAUAGAAAAGGCCAUCUACAUGUCAGUUCCAGGACCCCAUGUGUUCCUGCUGGUGAUCAGACUGGGGAGGUUCACAGAGGAGGAGAGGAACACUGUGAAGUGGAUCCAGGACAACUUUGGAGAAGAUGCCUCAAUGUACACCAUCUUGCUGUUCACACAUGGAGAUCAACUGGAGGGCAAAACAGUCAAAGGGUUUCUGGCUGAGGGCAAAGCGCUACGGAGACUCAUCAAUAUGUGUGGGGGCAGAUAUCACUCUCUAAUCAAUGACAAGAGAAGAGACAWCACUCAGGUUASAGAGCUGCUGGAGAAGAUCGAGGAGAUGGUGGAGGAGGACAAUGGAGGAGAACACUACACCAGUGCUGACUAUGAAGCGGCUCAGAGAAAGAUCAACGAUAUUACUUUUUACUGUAAACUGGCAGCGUAYGGCGGUMUAGCCGCAGCAGGACUAGGGAUGGUGUUUGCUYCACCAGUAUUGGUGGCAGCAGGUGUAGCUGUAGGUGUCAGCCAAGGGUUUGAAUGCACUAAGGAGAUGCUAGGCUUUUAAAACACCAGGGGUACGUUCAGUUGGUCUUAACGUUUUGCUACGUAUGGCAACGGUACUUACUGAAUGACAUAACAGUUCUUUCAAAACCAUUUGCAAUGUUAUAGAUAUGCUAGCCGUGUGGCGGAUGGCCCUAGCAGGGUGUGAAUGUGAAAAUCUUAACAAAACCUGCUGUCACUGUACACAAUCACCCUCUCAUCACCAUAGUUACAAUCUCUCAACUCAAAUCAUGACCGUUUUUGAAAGCAGCCCAGGUGUUGACCAAUUUUAUCUUAGUGCAUGUAUUUAGUGUGGAUAUAUAGUAUUGUCGUGUCUUUACUAUGGAUUAAAUGAUAUGACAUGCUAUUUUAUCAAAUCA